Messenger RNA from Rubroshorea leprosula, 1201 nucleotides. The record is from the annotation of a GenBank genome assembly. Lineage: Eukaryota; Viridiplantae; Streptophyta; Magnoliopsida; Malvales; Dipterocarpaceae.
UGCCUGCCAGUGGGAACUGGCCAUGACCUAUAGAGGAGACGUCUAUUUCGUGCCCGUACUGUAUCCGUUUUCGUGAUUGUACUUGUUGGCAUGCUAUAUGUUUAAAUAAGGGGCACUCCAUAUUUACUUACUGAGUUUAUCUUAUAGUUUUUCCUUGUCCACCAUUUCAGGAAGUGAAACCGAGGACGGGGAAACCACAGGAAGUGACGAGUUAGAAAGCUAGCCAUUUCGAGAUUGAUAUAAAUUUUAGAUAUGAAUCAUGAUCUUGUAUUUGGAGAUUUUAUGAUAUCAGAGUAAAUUUUAAAGACUUGAUCUUCAGAUUUUGAUGGUAUUAGAUUGUGAUAUGAUAAGUCCGAGCCUUGUGCAUUCUUGGGACUCGUCUCACGAGUGUACGGCGUCUGUUGCGUCUCGAAUUUGGGUUUUGGGAACACCCCUUUUAAUGAGAAUGACGAUCUGCGGUGAGUUUUUUGCCAAACUCAGCAGCGCCAUCGCUAGUCAGUUGUUCGUCUUCCUCCUCUGCAACAUCAUCAUCACUACUCUCCUCGCUAAGUCCGGUAGAUUAUCCACCAAGAAUCUCGAAGACAACAAUGCCGAGGAUGAACUGUACGAGGAAGUCGUCAGAAACACUAAAAAUUGCCAACUGCAAUCUUCGGAAGAUGCUAGGGAACUCUCCAUAGAAGAGAUUGAUUUGGAAAUGCAGGGCAAUUUGGUGUUGGAUCUUGAUUCUGAUUCGGAUUUGGACAUGGAUAAUCCGAACUCUUACCAGAGGAGCAAGUCGGAGAAGUUCGUUAGACCGGGUGUGGAGAAAGGAAAAAGGAAAAAAGGGUCAGGGAGCCGAUGCAGAAGGAGAUGUGCUUUGAAUGGCAUGACAAGUGGUAUGGGAAAAGGGCAUGAAGUUAUUUUUGCUUUAAGUGAAGAGAAAAAAUCCAGAAGGAAAUAAUCCAGUUAAGGGGAGAGUUAUGUUAUGGCCAAGCAAUUGAAGAGGCUCUGUUUCCUGAUACUAUCCUAAAAUUGAUUGAGAUGAAGAUGAAAGGCGCUCUCCAUGAAUUAAGCAACAAAGUCUCUACAUUGCAAGGGAAUUUGCAAGGGAGUUUAGCAAAUAUUGUUUCUUGCUUGUUAAGAGAAAGCCUAUUUGGCUUUUGUGAUUGCAAUGUUAAUUGUAUUUGUAAUGAAGGAUUAGGAAUAUAGUGUCAUUUGUUCC